CAGCAGCAGCAGCGCGCACGAGAUGGCCGAGAACCGCGCGGAGAACGGCAAUGGCGCGAGUAAAAGCAGGAGCGGCAAUGAGGAGGAGGAAGAGGCGUUUGCGAAGCUGCUGGAGAAGUACGAUGCUGCGCCGGACCAUGUGCUGCUCGCGGGUGGAGUCGAGGACUGGGAUGGGGUGGUGCCGGAGCAGGUUGACCGGUAUGGAUUCGUGGAGAUGAGUAAACAACAACAACAGCAACAACGACACUCACAUCGUUCAGUGCAAUUGCUUCUGCGACCGACAAACCUGAAAGUCAGAGCACCGAACGCGCUCGCCCCGAACCACUCGUCACAAGAAGCCCUGCAGACCGAGAUCCGGCGCGAGUCGAAAUGGGCCGCGAUGGCGACGCGUUCGGUCGCGGCCGACAACUCGGUCUCGUUCUCGUUCGAUCUCAGGCAUCCGAAAAUGCGGUCGCGGACGCUCAAAGGCGUGCCGGACUCGUGGAGAGCCGUUGCGUGGGCCUCGUUUCUCUCGCGGUCGUCGGCCUCCGCCUCGUCAGAUAAACAUCUGGCAGAUACCCUCUAUCCCCAAUAUCUCAGCCAACCUUCCUCCGCAGACUCCCAGAUCGACCUCGACGUCCCGCGCACUAUCCAACGACACGUAAUGUUCUCCGCGCGCUACAAAGGCGGCCAACGACUCCUCUUCCGCGUCCUGCACGCCUUCUCGAUCCACCGCGCCGACGUCGGCUACGUGCAAGGCAUGGCCCCUCUCGCCGCCACUUUUCUCUGCUACUUUGACGAAGCGACCGCGUUCGUCAUGCUCGUCAGAUUAUUCUCUACCCAUCACAUGGCCGAGCUCUACGCGUACGGCUUUGGCGGUCUCAAAUCCACGUUCGACGACCUCUCGACCGCACUCCGUCCGAGCAAAGUAGGCAAGACUCUCGAGUCCCUCGGCGUCGAUCCAAUGCUGUAUGCUACAAAAUGGUAUCUUACUCUGUUCAACUACGCCGUUCCCUUUGAAACCCAGCUUCGGAUCUGGGAUUAUUUUCUCUUGCUUGGUUCUGUCAAUGUCCUGCAUGCGGCCGCCAUCGCGCUUCUGGAUUCGUUGGGUGAUGAGAUUGGUGAGGACUUUGAGCAGACUCUGAGUAGGCUUACGGCUUUUAUUGAUAUUAAAGAUAAUGAUUUGUUUAUGAGAGUGCUUGAUUAUGAGCUCAAACAUCUUAAUAGAUGAUGUAUGUAUAUAAUAUAUGUUUAGAGUAGAUUGGUUAUAGUCUUAAUACUCUUGAUAAGCAGUUGUAUGUAUAUAAUAUAUGCUAAGAAUAGACAUAAU
Molecule: messenger RNA, 1309 nt
Organism: Myxozyma melibiosi
Lineage: Eukaryota; Fungi; Ascomycota; Lipomycetes; Lipomycetales; Lipomycetaceae
Product: rab-GTPase-TBC domain-containing protein
Exons: 1
Coding region: 23-1210 (395 amino acids)
Source: RefSeq, a predicted model, not a curated record